Molecule: messenger RNA, 3077 nt
Organism: Exaiptasia diaphana
Lineage: Eukaryota; Metazoa; Cnidaria; Anthozoa; Actiniaria; Aiptasiidae
Exons: 14
Coding region: 145-2961 (938 amino acids)
Source: RefSeq, a predicted model, not a curated record
CCAACAAAAUGCAUGCGCAAUAGAUGUCAUAUAGCUAUAUGAAGCAUUGAAAUGUUAGGCGAAAGCUGGCCAAGUGAGGUUAUAAGAGAGUGCAAUUGUAAUCUAAUCACAUAUUCUGUAUUUUAAUUGCAGGGCGUAAUUAAGAUGCGAGGUAUCAGUAAGUUAAAAAUAUACUGUCGUAGAGUAAUGUUUUUCCAAGGAAGUAAGCUGGACCUACGAGCUCCAUCAAUAACACAAAAAUACGGUCUCUUGAGGAAUCGUCAAGAUGGGGAUGAUGGCAAACACGGACAAGAUGGACCAUCAGUUGAAGUCUUCGCUCACAAAGUUUAUGGCUACAUCGAUAUCGAGGCAAGUGGAGGGGAUGGAAAUAAAGGUCAAAAUGGUGCUGAUGGAAGGGCAGGGGCCGAUAGGAGCGGCGAAACGCAACCUAUUUAUACUCGAAGUGAGUGCUUUAUUGGAUGGUUCAGUACUUCACCAUGCAUAACCAUGCACUCCAGAAACGGCAUUGCAGGAGGUGACGGUGGUGAUGGCGGCUAUGCUGGCAAAUCAGGUGAUGGUGGUAAUGCUGGGCGGAUAAGAAUCAGCGUUAAUAGACAAAAAGGGAACAUAAAACUAAAAAUCUGUCGUGGAAAUGGAGGCGAGGAAUCUGCUAAUGGGAUUGGUGGAACUGGUGGUUCUGGCGGAAAAGCAGGUGUAGGAGUAAAAUGUACUGAAAUAGUGAAAACGGGACGAUGGGGAUAUCAUUCCACUGCUUGUGAAUACCAAGGCAAAAUCGAAUAUAAARACGGGCCAAAAGGAAGAGAUGGAAAGAACGGAAUGAGUGAAGUUGCUGCUGGUUCAAAUGGUGAAAUCUCGCAGAACAACUUUAAAAAAAGAAAAAUUUCAAAAAAGAAAAGAAAAAAGUUCUCAUUGCCCCUUAUCAAGGUGAUGUUAAGACUGGCCGAGGAUUAUAUCUGGAUUAAUCAAAYGAAAAAGGCAGAAAGGAUUUUUCUAUUUGUUAAGACUUUGACGAAAGAAAGGGAAGAUGCAUCUAGAUUUCUCAAGGUUGCACAGCGAAGGUUGGCGUUUUUGAACAAGGAGGGAUUUGACAGAUUUGGUAAAAAUAAACUUUUUGCACCUCUUCUUAAAUGGGAAGCUUUCAAGGAAGAAGUCAAAACAAUUCAAGCUUAUGCAACAGCAUAUGAAAAUGCAUAUAAUGAAUUGAAACAAGYCAUUGAAAGGAAGGACGASACAGAGACGAUAUUGARAGCAAUGCCACGCUCUGCUUUAACUCAAGUAAACGCACAAAAAGAACGACUCAUUCAGGACAAGAAGAUAGCACUYACCGAGAAGUGGCUAUAUGUACCGKCUAUCAAGGAGCUCGAAGUAACCAUGGACAACACUCUGCUGAAAAUAAGUGAUAUUUCUACAAUAUUGACCGCCGAAGCACAAUUUACCAAACAGGACAUGUUUGCAAUAUUGCAAGGUGCUACUGGAUUUGCUGGUGCCGCUGCAGGAAAGGACCCAUUUGCCGCAUUGGAAUCCGCUUUGGGUGUAAUUGAAAAUUUUGCAACAAAAUGCUCACUUCAGUCCUUAAAUGAAAUCAAAGGAAAACUAAAAAAAUGGCUAACGUUUGGUAAGGAGUACCAAGCUCUUCAAGACUCUAGUGAAUUGGAUUUUGAUAGAUUAGAUCCAGGAGCUGUUCCAGAGGUUAUGCAGGCGAACCUUGACAUGAAAAAAGAGAGUCUUCUAGCUGAUCUUGUGUGCUUGAUGGAGGGACGGUUACCAGAAACCCACGGCAGAUUAGUUGAGUUCAAGCAAGAUAUCGAAAGAUUCUUCAUUGCCGGUUCUGCAAGGAUUGACCUCAUCGCAAAGGUCAUUGAUUUAGACAAUGCAAUCGGUGGCCACAACUUCGACAUUCCRAAUUUGGAAGAGACAGCCGACAAACUUGAAAGUCUUAGUAAUAGAAAGGAAUCUCCCAUCGCUGACAGCAUCCAAGAGACGUUUCUUGACGAUCUCCUGACAUCUUAUCAGAACAUGGAAAACAUGUUCUUAAAGAAGCUGGUGAUGCUGUACAAAAGCUUUGAGUUUCGGACACUCUGGCCUGUCACAGAAAACUUGAUUGCUUUUCAACGGACUGCAACCGAUGCAGCUACUGGCACAGGGCAGCUCAGAGGCAUUCUUCAGCUAAACAACGCUUUACAGGAGAUAGAUAACAUCGAGAAUAAGGGACGAAAUUGUUUUACUAAGUUUAAUUACGUCACUAAAACUCACAAGUGGACGUUUAAUAUGGAGGAACACGCCACACUUUUUAAAGACCUACACGAAGGUAAUAAAGCAACUUUUCACCUUCCAAUCAAAGACAGCUGUGAUACGUGUUAUAAUUUUCGUCUUCUAAAGAUCCACAUUGAAUUGUAUGGAGACAAAUCCCAAGAAAAGAACGACAUGCCGAAAAAGGUUUAUAUAAACAUGACACGAGAAGGUGCAUCUUUUUUUAGGGAUGGACAUAAUAAUAUCAGGAAAUUCCGCCAGCAACGACGUCAGAAAGAUUUUUGGUUCAAUCGUCUCACAAUAACAGACGAAGCAAAAUGUGACGAGGCCGAAAAAGCAGGGGAGACCGACUCGUCUUUUUGUAUUACGGAAAGAGAUCUUCGCUUAAUCCCAAUGUGCUCUCGUCUUACUGGUUCGCUCACUGAUGAUAAUAAACUUCUUGGAAGCCCGGAAUGCCCGAGUCCAUUUGGAACUUAUAGAAUAGAAAUGCCAAUUGACGCAAACUUACCAUGCCAGGAUUCAAGGACGAUAACAAACAAAAACUGCCGGGAAUUUGAUCGAACUAUCUAUACCAAGAUGAAUGUAUGGGUUCUAAAUCUGUUUUGGUCUCGAGAGUAUCCCACAGGAYCAAAUGAUCCAAGGUGUGGAAUUAGUGACCAAGUUAUGGGGCGAAAUAACACUCAGAUCGAGGCAAAGGUUGUAUCAAAUUGAUCGGAAAGAAACCAAAAACCAUGCAAAAUAAAUAUCAAAAACUAAYAUUAAAGCAAGUCACCUGACAUUUUUUUAAACUGAUUGGAUCGAAACGAUUCAAAUGGAUUUGAUCAACA